This is a messenger RNA of Arabidopsis thaliana (thale cress), 482 nucleotides long. It is a transcript of the gene LCR4, whose product is annotated as low-molecular-weight cysteine-rich 4. The transcript has 2 exons. Gene Ontology annotation, cellular component: extracellular region. Bases 49 to 294 code for a protein of 81 amino acids. The record is from RefSeq and is marked reviewed. NCBI's taxonomy places the organism in Eukaryota, Viridiplantae, Streptophyta, Magnoliopsida, Brassicales, Brassicaceae.
UUCUUUUGUAACUUUCAAAGUACUAUCAAUUCAUUUCUAUCAUUUACGAUGAUCAAAUCCUUUCAACUCUCGUUUACUGUUCUUAUUGUCUUCACGGUUCUUAUACUAGGAGUGGUUGGAAAUGUGGAGCAAAAAAGCCAAGAUUGGUGUUGGAGCAUUGUAAACAAAGACCGUUGUCUUCAGAAAGAGUGUGAGUCUCUGUGUUCGAAGAAACAUCCGAAAGGAAAAUUUAUGUGCAUACCUUCAACCCCGGGAGGACCUUUUCAAUGUCACUGUCGUCAUCCUUGCCGUUAACUGUUACUUUUUAAAAAACAAUAAAUCUCAAAUAAUGCAAAGACAUGUUUAGAACAUUUGAUUUUGCUAAGAUAUGCGUUUAUGAUGACCAAAGGUGUUUUCUUUAUAAUAAUUGUAUGUUUUAUUAUGAUAAGUUUUGUUCUUUUUUCCUUCUGAGAACAUAUAAGCUUAAGUAUGUUUCUACUCUC